This is a messenger RNA of Megalops cyprinoides (Indo-Pacific tarpon), 1518 nucleotides long. It is a transcript of the gene ccdc69, whose product is annotated as coiled-coil domain containing 69. The record is from RefSeq and is a predicted model, not a curated record. The transcript is spliced from 9 exons. Gene Ontology annotation, cellular component: cytoplasm; nucleus. Lineage: Eukaryota; Metazoa; Chordata; Actinopteri; Elopiformes; Megalopidae. The coding region runs from base 27 to 962 and encodes 311 amino acids. Gene Ontology annotation, molecular function: microtubule binding.
CAGCUCGUCUGGUGCGGUAGGCAAGCAUGGGUUGCUGCUGUAGUGCGCCGUGUUUCUUCCAAAAAAAGCAGAAAAAUGAGGCCACACAGGAAAAUAAGUCAUCCACGGAGAUUAACAGCCUUCUUGAUGGAAGCAGGAGAAUCCCAUCUGAGGAGCAGGGCUGCAGCCUAGAGAAGCUGCAGGAGCAGCAUGAGCAGCACCUCAGGACCCUUCAUGAAGCCCUGAGGGCUGCAGGGAUCCGGCAGAGGGAGAGCCUGCUACAGACCUACCAUCACCAACUCCGUGGCCUUGUCCAGGAUAUCAUUGACAAGGUCAAAGUGGACACCACUGCAGAUCUCAAUGUGCUUUUUGAUAUGCAACUCACAGCUGUUAUGGAGGAGCACCAGAGCAGAACAGAAGAACUUCAGAGGCAAUAUGACAAAGAGAAAAAAUCUUUGACUAAUACUUUUCAGGCAGAACAAAUGUCUUUGCAGGGCCAGGUGGAUGCGCUGAGGGAAGAACUUCAGCUAUUCAACGAGUUAAAGCAGAGGGUGGAGGAGUCUAGUCUGAAGAGGGACCUGCAAAGAAACAUUCAGGCACAAGGCAACCCUGGGGCCUUCUGGGAACAGGAGCUGGAGAGCCUUCUGUUUGUCAUUGAGAUGAAGAGCAAGCAGUUACGGGAUCAUGGAAAGAAACUGCAGCACGCCGAGGCAAUGGUGCAGAGAAAUAUCUCUUUGGAGGACCAGAUGACACAUGUCCUCCAGCAAAAUGAGGACUUAUCUGCCCGCAUUGACAACUAUCAGGCAUUGAUCCAAGAGCUGUCCAGGGAGCACGACAGCCUGCAGGAGUCCCUUAAGAGGGAGGCGCUGGUGAAUCAGAAGUUGAACCAGGAGAAGGAAGAGCUCCUAUACAAGCUGCUGCAGCGGGAGACUGGCCCCAACUUCCAUCCUUCGGCUGUCAAGGCCCAGCUGACCCCCAGUUGACCCCCAACCUGCCCAGUCACUGUGGAAAGCCAUACCAGCCAACCCUGGAACCUGACUACCCCAAGUCCCGAAUCUUUCUCUCAGACCACUGUGAAAUCUUCAGUGUACAUACAGUUCUGACACCGACCACCUUACACUUUAACACCUCUGUUACAUAUUUUAUCAACACUGUCAUGGUCAAGCCACAGAAUUCUUUUGGAGUGGACAUUUCUGAACUCUGCUGAAAAGGACAAACAUCCCAGCUUGGGUGUGGAGAAGCUGGCUGACUCUUACAAAACAUCAGAACAGAAAGAGCAAAUAUUCAACAAAAUAUAUUUUUUUAAAAAAGCCACCAAACAGCCUUUGUCACAAACUACACAGCCAUGAGUUGCUCACAGAUGUAUACUACACUUUUCUCAUAAACCUGUAUUUAAUGUGCCUCUGUUUAGGCAGGUGUGUGCCAUUAACUAACGGCUGGCUUCACAUGUACAUCAGACAGUUAAAAUAACAAACAGGCAUGAUAGAUUGGGGGUGGCCUUGUGGUAAUAAGUCGUGUAACUGAAAGUUUGCCGGUUCA